UGCACUUCCUGUUUUGCCCACGUCUCCCAAACACUAAACCGGGAAAUUACAUCAACUGUCCACUUCGAGGAACACGAAAGUUAAGUGCUGUUUAGCUGUGCUGUGUCUGUGCCUGUGUGUGUAUGCAGUGAAAUGGCUGAAGCUAGGGUUUCUCAGGACCAGUUCAGUUGUCCAGUUUGUCUGGAUUUGCUGAAGGAUCCAGUGACUAUUCCCUGUGGACACAGUUACUGUAUGAGCUGCAUUACAGACUGCUGGGAUCAAGAGGAUCAGAAGAGAGACUACAGCUGCCCUCAGUGCAGAGAGACCUUCAGUCCAAGACCUGCUUUAAAUAAAAGCACCAUGCUGGCUGAAGUUGUGGAGCAACUGAAAAAGACCAAACUCCAAACUGAUGUUCCUGCUCCAUUUCACGCUGAACCUGGAGAUGUGGAGUGUGACGUCUGUACUGAAAGAAAACACAAAGCUGUGAAGUCCUGUCUGGUGUGUCUGAACUCUUACUGUCAAAAUCACCUUGAACAACAUGAGAGUUUCUUCAAAGGAAAGAGACACGAUCUAAUGGACGCCACUGGACGACUUCAGGAGAUGAUCUGCUGUAAACAUGAAAAACUGCUGGAAAUUUUCUGCCGCACUGACCAGAGUUGUAUCUGUAUGCUCUGUAUGGUGGAUGAACAUAGAAAUCAUGAUAUUGUAUCAACUGCAGCAGAGAGGACAGAGAAACAGAGACAACUGGAUGAGACACUGAGAGACUUCCAGCAGCAAAUCCAGGAACGAGAGAAGAAGCUUCAGGAGCUGAAAGAUGCUGUGGAGACUCACAAGCGCUCUGCACAGACAGAAGUGGAGGACAAUAAGAAGAUCUUUACUGAACUCAUCAGCCUCAUUGAAAGAAGACGCUCUGAGGUCACACAGAUCAUCAGAGAUCGAGAAAAGACUGUAGUGAGUCAAACCGAAGGACUUAUGGAGCGACUGGAGCAGGAGAUUGAUGAGCUGAGCAGGAGAAAUGCUGAGCUGGAGCUGCUUUCACACACACGUGAUCACAUCUAUUUCCUUCAGAGUUUUCCAUCUCUCUCUGACCCUCCUGGAUCUCCAGACAUUCCCAGCAUAACUUUCAGUUCCUAUGAUGAUGUAAGACAAUCAGUCCGUCAACUGAGAAGGAAUCUGGAGUAUUUUUGCAGACAGGGGAUUGAAAAGAGAACUAGUAGAGCACCUGUUUUGAGACCGAGAAGGUAUCUCCACAGAUCACUGACAAAUCCAGCAGCACAGACACUUCAAGAGCAACUAAGACAGAUUAAUGACAUCACAGAACAGAAUAAAGAACUGAGACAGAGCACAGAAUAUGUAUGUUGGUUUCCACAGUGAGAUGCACCCAGAUCACCCCAGGAUAUAUGACAGCGGAAAAGAUUGUUGGGCUGACAGGAAAGCAAAUGCAGGAAACAUAUGCAUGACUUUAAGCUGGUGAAUAUUGUCCAAUUAGCACAAUAAUUAUUGAUAACAGGCAAAUAAGAUUUUGAACAAUAAUAUUUUGUAGACAUGUUUUUGGACUGAGCCAAUGAUUCCAAUGACAAAUGAACUUCUAGAAUCUCUAACAUUAAUUUCUGGAGUAAUGUGUGAUUUUCUUGUUUUAUUCACUCCGAUCACUUGUAUUUGAAGCUUGCAUAAAACACUGAAUUGAUGGAAGCCACAAAACGUCAGUAAAUAAAGUGAGAUUAAAUCAUUAAAAGUAUUUGUAUUAUUUAAUUUUACAUUUAAUUUGAGCAAAAUUAGCCUUGUGAUGGACAUCCAAGGUGUUCCCCUCUAACUCUGCAUAGGACAUGCAGUUUUAAAAAAGAAUGGAUGUAUUGAUAUUGCAAAUUUCCAAAAAGUUAAGUUAAUUUCCCAUUGUGUUUAAAUUAAUUUUGAGGAAUAUACUGUAUAUGUUGUUAAGAUUUGUGAAAUUAAUACAAUCCAGUGAUUCUGAAAAUAUAGUGAAUUAUGCAAUACAGUGCCUUGCAAAAGUAUUCAUACCCCUUUUUUCACGUUUUAUGUUGCUGCCUUAUGUUAAACUGCUUUAAAAAUAAUAGUAAAUUCAGCAUCAACCAACACUUCAUAAACCAUCAUGACAAAACAAAAACAGAAUUGUCACAACCUCGUAAAUUUAUUAAAAAUAAAAAACUUAAAUAAGUACAUUGCAUAAGUAUUCAUAUCCUUAAGUCAGUAAGCACCUUUACAGCCUCAAGUCUUUUUAGAUAUGAUGUGACAAUCUUACUCUUCAUCUCUCAAGCUCUGUCAGGUUGGAUGGAGGAAGAUGCACAUUUCAGGUUUCUCCAGGUUCAAGCCCAGGCUGUGGCUGAGCCACUUAAGGACUUUCAUUGUUUGCUGUGUGCUUAUUUUAAUGAACUCAUUUGAAAAUAGUGGUCUUAAUUUCCCAGACUUCUCUGUACUAAACAAUACUUUUAAAAUCAACUGGAUUAGACAACCUCUAUUUGGAAUAUGAUUCCUCUCCAUAUUUUAUCUAAUUUGGGUGGCAUACAUUUUUACCUUGUUUGCAAUUUUGAUAUUAACAAAAUACCUGUGAAACUUUCGGCAUUUCAUCGUCAAGCUUUUCUAGCGUGGAAUUUGAUUUACAAACACAAUUUUUCACCACCUCAUUACUUUAUUUGGAAUAAUAAGGACAUCUUAUAUAAACAAAAAUCUAUUUUUUUUAUUUUGAAAACUGGUUUCAAAAUAACAUUAUUUUGUAGACCAAUUAUUUAAUUCAGAUGAUCUUUUUACAUAUGAGAAAUUCUUAGCAAAAUAUAAUUUUACCGUACCGCCAAAGGAAUUCACAUCUGUUUUUGGUGCAGUAUCUCCUAAAAUAUGUAUGUUGUUUAAACAGCAAAAAAGAUUAAAUUCUCAGCAAUUCCCACAACUCUCACCCAGUCACUCCCCUACAGGUAAAAUAUUUUUCUCUUAUCAUUGUAAUAAUUAUAACAGAUCAAUAAAAGCUCUUUUCCAGAAGGAUGUUGCUACGAAACCAAAUGCAGUAGCAUAUUGGAAUCAAUUUGUGAGUGAUGUUGAUUGGAGAAAAGUGUGGCUUCUGCCCAAUCGCUAUCUCUUAACAAACAAGGUUAAAGAGAUUUAAACUCCUUCACAGAAUAUACCCUGCUAAACUUUAUUUAACUAAAUUUAAAAAAGACAUAGAAGAUGUAGCUUUUGCAAGCAGCAGCCAGAGACAGCUGUUCAUUUAUUUUUGCACUGCCCUCAUGUAUCUUUUUUUUUUUUUUUUUUUGCCAGAAUGUACUUGAUUUUAUUGCUGACAAUGUUGACGCAAAUGUUACUUUACAGUGGAAAGAUGUUAUUUUAGGCAUUAUUGAACACUCUAGAGAAAAACAGACCCACACUUUUUUUUUUUUAAUUUAUUAAUUUUUUUAUUUUAAUGGCCAAAUUUCAUAUUCAUAAAUGUACAUUUUCAGGAAAAAUUCCAUGAUUUCUAGCAUUUAAAAAUGAAGUGAAACAUUAUAUGGAGUCCAUAUUGCCCUCAAAGAAACAAAAAGCUUGUGAAUUGUUUAAUGAAUUCCUAUGAUAUUUAUAUCUCCCCCUAGCAUUUAAAAUUAUUUUGUAUUUGUUGGAAUUGAAUUGAAUUGUAUUGAAUGUGUUGACAUUGUUCAAUAAAAAAAAUAGAAAAUAAAAAAAUAAAAAUUAACAGUUAUAAAUUUGACCGUUAUUCUUAUUUAAGCGUAAAUUGCUGUAAUACGUUUAUGACUCACGAAUGUAAUAUGUAAUGCUCAGUUAACUCAAAUGAACCAGGCUUGAUGACAUAUGCAACCUGCAAAUGCGUUUCUAAAUUGAUUACGUGAUUGGCUUAUUCAGAUCACGUGACCUUUCGUAACGUCCCACCUCCGUUUGAAUUGGCACAUUAAAUCACAGAUGAGUUAAAUUGUUAAUAACACAUAAUAUCUUAAGUAAUCUGUUCAUAACUUAAACCUCGUUUCAGAUAUUAAUCCUGUCCUAAUAUUGCUUAUGAUCAAACAUUUGUCACGUCUAACGUUACCCAACUGUUCUUGAUGUGUAGAGGAACAUCAUUCUCCACUCUUUCAUUAUGGUAAAUUCAUAUAUUUGUGCUUUUUUCGCUUGGUCUUGUUUUAAGAUGCUUUAUUUAGAUUUGAUCAGUCUUUUGGAGAUCUGUUACGGUUUCUCUUCAGCCACUGCUAUUAACAGGUUUGAUGACGCAUUAAAGUGACACUGGACGCUGAUUGGCCUUUUGAAAAUAAUUGGUUAAAUAUACGGGGAAAAAUAAAAUCCAGUUUAAGGAGAGCUCACAAUAACAUCUCUGAUUUAUACUCCUUUGUGAAAGUUUUUAUUUAAUCUCACAAGUUAAUAUUAAAAAGUGCAUAAAAAAGCAAUAUUUGCGAUAAAUGCGUGCGCUCGCGCUGUUGUGCUCACGCACGCGACGUCAGACGUGAUUCCAAUUUUAGUUGCUAUAGCGACGCGUGUUCUGAAUUCUGACUGCAUAUAUAAACACU
Labeo rohita (rohu) is the source of this 4475-nucleotide messenger RNA. Its product is annotated as E3 ubiquitin/ISG15 ligase TRIM25-like. The transcript is spliced from 7 exons. Gene Ontology annotation, molecular function: zinc ion binding. NCBI's taxonomy places the organism in Eukaryota, Metazoa, Chordata, Actinopteri, Cypriniformes, Cyprinidae. The record is from RefSeq and is a predicted model, not a curated record. Bases 133 to 1353 code for a protein of 406 amino acids.